Molecule: messenger RNA, 2062 nt
Organism: Aspergillus heteromorphus CBS 117.55
Lineage: Eukaryota; Fungi; Ascomycota; Eurotiomycetes; Eurotiales; Aspergillaceae
Product: putative pyridine nucleotide-disulfide oxidoreductase AMID-like
Exons: 5
Coding region: 280-1737 (485 amino acids)
Cellular component (GO): cytoplasm
Molecular function (GO): electron-transferring-flavoprotein dehydrogenase activity; flavin adenine dinucleotide binding
Source: RefSeq, a predicted model, not a curated record
AGAAAGCCUCUUCUCGUCCUCCGCGACAUUCCGCCCAGAACCCGACUCCAUAGGUUCCAUAUAUAUCCCCCCAAGGUGGACCAAAGAUCCAUCCACAUCCGAGUCAUUGACACGUUGCUGCCUGCUCAUCCGACCAUAAAAACACAAUGAAGUUAUUCGCGAUCCCCCAGGACCAGAACGGCUGUCGCGAUCGGCUCCACCGCCAGCAUCCCCGUGCCACUGCUAGUGCCCCUUGCCCUGCCCCUGCCCCGGUUUCGGGUCGUCCGUCGUGAUUUAAUCAUGGCAUUCCCGGCAUGGUCCUGGUCCUGGUCCUUAAAAGUGGCUCUUCCCUCGAGAUCCAAAUCCUUUGCAGCAUUUUCACUCUCCUUCUCCGGUCACCACAUCAUCCCACCUGUCUCUACCACACCCAUCCUGAAUAGACCAUCCCAAUCCUACCGUCGAAUCCACUGCACUCCCCUCCGCCAACAACAACAACCCCUCAAGAUGCCCUCCGCGACCACACCCCCGCCCUCACCCUCACCAGAAUACCGCGUCCUGAUUGUCGGCGGCUCAUACGGCGGGUUAUGCGCAGCCCUGACCCUCCUGGACCUGUCUCACGGCAAAGUCGCCCGUUUCAACUUCACCGAGAAUGCUCAGCCCCCGGCGCGCCAGAUCCCGAUGCAGAUUACGGUCGUGGAUGAACGGGAUGGAUUCUACCACCUUAUCGGCUCCCCCCAAGCCCUCGCCAGCGAGGAAUACGCCUCCAAGACAUGGACAAAAUUCGCAGACAUCCCCGCCCUACAGAGCCCGAGCGUGCGCUUCGUACAGGGGAGCGUGAGCUCCGUGGACUGCCAGACCAAAAUCGCGCAGAUCCUCGACACCGAGACCCAGGAAACCCGGAAGGAGAAGUACGAUUUCCUGAUCGCGAGCUCUGGAUUACGACGGGGGUUCCCGACAGUGCCGCAGUCGCUGCGACGGGAGGAGUUUCUUUCGGAGACGAGGACGAAUGUCGACGCAAUCCGCCACGCUCAAGAUGGCGUGGUCGUUAUUGGUGGCGGCGCAGUGGGCGUCGAAAUCGCAACCGAGCUACGGACCCUCUACCCGACCCAGAAAAUCACCCUCAUCCACUCUCGCGACCGCCUCCUCUCCGCAGAACCGCUACCAACCGACUUCCAAGACCGGGUGGCAUCCGUGGUCCGCGAUUCCGGCGUGAAGCUGAUCCUCGGACAACGGGUCAUCAGCACGGCAACCAUCGAGACCGAAGGCGGACGAAAGAUCUGGCAUCUCACUCUAACCAACGGUAGAAGUAUCUACGCGGGUCAUGUCAUGAAUGCCGUUUCGAAGUCCGUGCCUACGUCGUCGUAUCUUCCCCAGGAAGCGCUGGAUCAGGAGGGUUAUGUGCCUAUUUUGCCCUCUACACAAUUCCCCCCCACAGUCCCCAACGCAACCCAGCACUUCGCAAUCGGCGACCUGGCAUCCUGGUCCGCGAUCAAGCGCUGCGGCGGCGCAAUGCACAUGGCGUACCACGCGGCCAGCAACGCGCACCAGCUGAUGCUGUCGGCCGACAAGCCAGAGUAUAUAACCCUUGAGAAAUCGCCGCCGUGCAUGGGUCUAGCUCUGGGGAAGACCGCCGUGACGUAUACUGCUGACCAGGGGACGAGGGAUGGAGAAAGUGAGCACGAGCUUUGGUUUGGGAAGGAUAUGGGGUAUAGCAUUUGUUGGAAUUAUAUGAAGUUGGGGGAGCCGUGGAAGGCGUGAGUGAGUGAGUGAGGUGAGGUGAGGUGAGGUGAGGUGAGGUGAGGUGUUGAGGGUGGGUGGUGGGUAAGUAUAUAGGUAGGUCUGUGUUCGAGUUCGAGUUCGACGAAGCGGGUAUUUGUCGACUGGGAUGCGGAUACUGGGCUCAUUACUCGGCAUGGUUAUCUGGGGUAUUCACUGGAUUUGCGGGUGCAGUCUGGACCUGGUCUGAGUGAAUGGUAGAGGAAUCGGCUGUGAGGAUAUAUAUCGAACGGUACUUGAAAUUUGCUGGCGCGGUGGGUCUCUCUCUGAUCGUGUCAUAUCAUAUCAUUGAAUAUUAGUGUGCAAU